AUGCCUGAACUCGGUGAAAAACGCAAAAGAACUUUUGGAGUAGUCCACAAGUAUGGGACGAAAAAGCUUACACACACGACCCCUUUGAUCGGACGUAAUGCUUCGAAUUCGCGGGCUCAGAUUAUACCAUCUGACACCAACGAAAAUGAAUGGGCCAAUGUCGUUGAAAGUCCUUUCGUCAUGCGUAAAAGGAAGAGAACCGACGAACGUGCUAAGAAAUGGGCCGAGCUCUUACCUUUUCUCACUGAGGCGUAUAUCCAAGGCUAUGGUGUCCAGGUCCCAGUACCUCAGUCACUUAAGGCCACCGACGACGUAUUCUUGACGUGCGCGUGCAAAGAGAAGAAGUCGACCUACGUCACGACUGUUUACAAGUGUGGUAUGAAUAGAAGCAGAGAUAGAAGAUAA
Zychaea mexicana is the source of this 405-nucleotide messenger RNA. RefSeq lists its product as uncharacterized. The record is from RefSeq and is a predicted model, not a curated record. Lineage: Eukaryota; Fungi; Mucoromycota; Mucoromycetes; Mucorales; Lichtheimiaceae. The coding region runs from base 1 to 405 and encodes 134 amino acids. The transcript has a single exon.